Messenger RNA from Paramacrobiotus metropolitanus, 3093 nucleotides. Its product is annotated as atrial natriuretic peptide receptor 1-like. The record is from RefSeq and is a predicted model, not a curated record. Gene Ontology annotation, molecular function: ATP binding; peptide receptor activity; protein kinase activity. NCBI's taxonomy places the organism in Eukaryota, Metazoa, Tardigrada, Eutardigrada, Parachela, Macrobiotidae. Bases 1 to 3093 code for a protein of 1030 amino acids. Gene Ontology annotation, biological process: receptor guanylyl cyclase signaling pathway; intracellular signal transduction; protein phosphorylation. The transcript is spliced from 19 exons.
AUGGAUUUACUAAUUGAAGUCCGGCGCACGAUCUUCGCCGCAUAUUGGUUACAGUUAACCGUGUACUGUGUCGCAGCCCACCGGCAUCUGGAUUUUUUAUGCUUUUUCGCCAACAACCGCGAUUUCCUGCCGGAUCAGUCGUAUAUGUUGCCGGCAUAUGAAAUCGCCAUCGCGGAGAUCACGGCGCAAUAUAACCUUAGCGCUUCAGUGUCGGUGAUUAGCGCGCCGUUCCUGAAAUCUUGUGAUGAUCUGCAGAGCAACACGUACGUGGUGCCGCAGUACUAUUAUCAGCAAUGGCUACCCCAGAGGUCACCGGCCAGUCUUCCCGUUUUCUUUCUUAACGGGUGUGAUGAAGGAAAUGAAGUGGCCAGAUUUACCCGAGAAUGGGACAUCUUAACAAUUGCCACGAGCGCCACGCCGUCGGAUCAGCGCCCCCAUCCCACGGCCUACCCCACCCUGGUGUCCUUCGCCACCGUCGACACCACCAAGGCCAAUCAGGGCAUCCUCUCCAUUUUGUCGUUCUUCGGCUGGACGACGGUGUACAUGGUGUACGACACCUGGCUGAAGAACCUCUACUACACGUGGUUCCCGUCGGCAAUUGAGCGGAUUGUGCGGGAUCCCCGGUUUCCGCUAGGAGCACAGUUUAACCUCAUCUCAGUGGGAUGGAACAGUUCAGGGAUUAUUCCCUACGAGCAGCUUUUGCGGCCGGCCAUCAAUACCAGUCGUGUGAUUAUGGUCCUGUUUCGCGGAGAAGAAAUGCGCAAUUUUCUGAUUGCUGCCGACCGCCUUAAUAUGUUGAAUGGCGAAUACAUAUUUUUAACAUGCGAACCAUUCGAGAACGAAAGGCGGUUCGGGGCGCUUUCGUGGUUUAAGAACGAUUCCGGUGAUGCGAUUGCCCGACGUGCUUUUCGAUAUGUAAUGAAAUUUACGACAACCUUCAAACAACGCGGCGCAACCGGUGAGAAAGAUGCUUUGGCGCGUCAAAUCAAAGCACAAGGCAUAGAGAAGUAUGGUGCCUGGUAUACGGACGAGGAAAAACCCAAUCCCGGACCGUUAGCGGCCUACAUCGCCGUGAAGGCGUUGGGCCAAGUACUGACAGAACUACCCGAAACAGGUGCCAUCCCCAACGGCUCCACAUUAGCCAGCGCCUUCCGCAGCCGGCGUUUCACAUCGCGCGGUGUCACCGCUAGUAUGGACGCUACGGCGGUACGCGUCCCUGUGCUGUAUCUGGAGGACUACAAUGCCGACCUGGAUACUUUUCAAACCGCGGUGAUCUACGACGCGAGCUUGAAUGCCAGUCACCCCGUGACAAUUAUCAGCAAUUAUUCGAUAGACUGGGCCACCGCGGAUAAUCGGCCGCCGUUGAACGUACCCCGGUGCGGGUAUCGCGGCGACAACGGACCGUGCUCGCCCGCGACGGAUUUACUGCGGAUGGUUUUGACGCCGGUCCUGACAGUGAGCAUAUUUGCCUGGAUUGUCGCUGCAGUGUAUGUAUGGCAUUUCCGGCGGAAAGGAAUACAUGCGGCGGGUCAGUGGUGGGUGCUAGAUGUGCAUUUAAUCAGCGAUGUGUGCUAUUCCAUGACCAGCACCGUCGUGAAGACCAACGCGCAGAGAAGGAUGUCCAUAUACCCCACCAAACCCAGUAGCAGCUUAUACAUGGAGAUCACGCCAUGCCACAUGUACAAAAACUCCCCGGUUGUAAUAAAAAAAUUUCCCUUACGACAGAAAGUUGUGGGAGUCAAUCGAAGUGAAGAGGAGCAGCUGAGGAGGCUGGGGCAGCUGGACCAUACCAAUUUGGUGCGUUUAUAUGGGCUGGCCUUCCAGUCCGAUGAGCUAUGGUGUGUAUUGGAGUUUCUGGCCAAAGGACACCUGAAAGACCUGAUCGAGCACAUCCAGCUAGAUUGGGAUCUGUGUAUAAUGUUAUCCUAUGACCUCAUCGCGGGAAUGCGAACAAUACACCGGUCUGUUUUUAAGUACCACGGUUACGUAACGCCGUACACGUGCAUGAUCAGCAAGAAUCUAACGCUCAAAAUCUCCGACUGUGGACUGCACUCCAUAGCCGGACGCCAUUGCCUCCAGGAGAAACAUUCAUCACUCCCGGAAUCCGCGGAGGACCUUGCGCGGUGGUUCGCCCCGGAAAUCCGUCACAAGUUGUCUUUCUGUGAUGACCUCAUGCAAAUGUCGCCGUUGGGCGCAGCGGCCGGCGACGUGUAUUCGGCUGCCAGCAUUAUUCACUGGAUGCUGAAAUCCUAUCGGCCGCUGUCGGAUGACUACACGAACUGCUUGAUUAUAGUGGAGAAGUGCCUGAGCAGUGCGCCGGAACAACGCGAUGCGGAGGUGUUAUGGAAGUUUUUUCAGCGUCGUAUGGGUAGCGGAGAAAGUAUGGUAGAGCGGAUGAUCCGUAAAGCCGAUAGUUAUACGCGCAAAUUGGAAGAGGUGGUUAAGGAGCGGACUGUGCAUCUGCAGCGGGAGCAGCAGCUGACGGAGAGCUUACUCCAAGAAAUGCUGCCAAACGCGAUAAUACAGCGUCUGCUGAGCGGUCAGUCCGUGGAUCCGGAACUGUAUCCUUCGGUAACCGUUGGCUUCAGCAUCUUUGAAGGUUUUGUCGGAUUCGUCGCCAAGAACACCCCGUGGCGGGUGGUGGAGUUUCUAGGCGAAGCGUUUUCGCUCUUUGAUGAUUAUUCGGCGGCGUUCGAUGUGUACAAGGUGGAGAGCAUCAGCGACUGCUAUAUGGUGGUAAGCGGUCUUCCGGUUCCUAAUGGAACCCAUCACGCUGCGGAAGUGUGUACGCUGGCACUCAGGCUGCGCAGCGUGUUUAUGAAGGCGUUCGGGAAAACCGGCUUGGAGAUUAUGAUCGGCAUCCAUUCUGGAGAAUGCGCGGCCGGAUUAGUGGGAACACAACGCCCGCGUUAUUGUUUGUUUGGCGAUACGGUGAAUGUAGCCUCCCGGCUGGCAUCCCACAGUACCGGUUGCAAAGUGCAGACAUCCGCCGAAACGGUGGCACUACUGCCGCAUCCCUCUCAAAUCACGGUGACCAGUCGGGGCCUCACGGAAUUAAAGGUCACGCACCACGAUUUUGCGGCUGAUCGCUAA